UCGGAGGGGAAUCGGCUGGAAUCCGCGGAAAUCAUCCACAGGACUAUUUUCCUUUACUUAGCUAGCUAUCCAUCUGUCAACUACUAUCUCUCUUUUCCUUCGUGUUGCGGUCAAAACGCCACACUGGCGAUGUCGGAGUCAUACGAUUUCCUGUUUAAAUUCCUGGUGAUUGGGAAUGCUGGAACCGGCAAGUCCUGUCUGCUGCACCAGUUCAUAGAGAAGAGAUUUAAGGAUGAAUCCAACCACACAAUUGGAGUCGAGUUUGGCUCUAAGAUUAUUAGUGUGGUCAACAAAAUGGUCAAACUGCAGAUUUGGGACACUGCAGGACAAGAAAGGUUCAGGUCCGUGACCAGGAGUUACUACAGAGGAGCAGCAGGAGCUCUGCUAGUCUAUGAUAUCACCAGUCGAGAGACGUACAACGCCCUGACCACGUGGCUGAGCGAUGCCAGGAUGCUGGCCAGUCAGAAUAUCGUCAUCAUCCUCUGUGGAAACAAGAAGGACCUGGAUGCAGACAGAGAGGUCACGUUCCUGGAGGCUUCACGCUUCGCUCAGGAGAACGAGCUGAUGUUUCUGGAGACCAGCGCUCUAACAGGGGAAAACGUCGAAGAGGCCUUUGUCCAGUGCGCUCGGAAAAUCCUUAACAAGAUAGAGUCAGGGGAGCUGGAUCCAGAGAGGAUGGGGUCAGGAAUCCAGUACGGCGACGCUGCGUUACGACAGCUUCGUUCUCCUCGUCGCGCUCAGCCUCAGGGCACCCAGGAGUGUGGCUGCUAGUGGACGCGCCCAGUAACACACUCAGAAAAGGCCAGUGUGUCUGUACUGUGUGUGCAUGAAAUUAGUGUGUUUCAGACGGGCUUUUGAAGACCAGGAGAAGAACAGCCACAGGGGACCCAGGGUUCAGGUUGUUAUGCUGGUGAUUCAUCUCUGACCUUUGACCUUUUGUUUUGUUGUCAUGGCUGCACCUCCCAGCCACAUCCCCCUCAGUGGUAACAAGAGACCGCCCCCCAUCCAACAUACUGCUCUACUAUUGGACCAAUCUUUUCCCAACUCUCCAAUCAGGACGUGAAUUACUGACUAUCUUUCAAUCUGCCCUCACACCUGCUUACCUCCAAAUCUAAGUUGAAGUUUUCUCCCUUAACACCAAUCCCAUCGACAUUCAAUCUGGAGUACUUCAGGGGAAGUUUACAUUUUGGGAAGUUUAUUUUUUUUAGCAUUAGAGUUUAACAAACAAGAUAUAACACGAUUGAGGACAGUGUGUAGGAUUUAAGGGGAUUAAUGGCAUACAAGGAAUAUCAUAUUAUUUUUUAGGUGAAACAACUUUCCAGUACAAACACUUAAACAGCCCCUAUGUCUUAAAACUUGUAAAAAAAAUCACUGAUGGCCAAAUCCAGGGUUAUUUCCGUGCUGCUGUUCAGUGUUCAUACAGAAGAGUUAUUUUAUACCAAUUCGUAUAACCUUUAUCAUGCGCCACUGAACCACUUUUAUAUGAAUCAGUAGGACCCUGCCUCAAAAGAUGUUACUACUUCUCAUAAUACAUCCGUGUUUUACAGUGGCACAGAUCCGACAAACCCAACAUUGGCUCUAAGGAGGUGUUUUACUUGAAAGUGGCAACUUAAAUUGUGUUGCGAGUAUGCACCUGAAGGCCUCUGUAGUCUCUUUUACAUACUAGUAAAAAUGGGGAGGAGUAGAGGUGAACAUUUCUCACCACAAUAUCGCACUAAAUCCUACACACUGCUCCUUUUUAAGGGAAGUUCCUUUCUUUGUGCAUUCAAGUUAAACAAACAAUAAAUACCAUGUACAUUGCUCAGCUUCAGAUUGAUAUUUGAUGCAUGGACAUGAGUUAUGGAUUUUAUCAUCUAACUGUUGCCAAGAAAACUAUUGUAAACUAUUCCUUUAACCAUGUAUAUAUAUAUACACAUACAUACAUGGUAUAUAGCACUGUGUAUUUCUAUAUAUAUAUAUAUAUAUAUUUAAAAUCCUUCCCUACCUAAUUUCUCUCCCUCCACCCAGCUGCUCUGAUUGCCUUCCUGCUCACACUUUUUAAACACUCCACUAACAGUGUACUGUUUCUGCCUGUACAUUUUGCACUCCCUGUGUUCCUCCUACACACUCUCUCUCCUGUACAGUUCCCCGGGCGAUGCAGCUGCUGAAUGACACUUCAUCCCCCUGCCUACCUUACCCACUGUUUACACCCCAUCUGUCUCUCUGAUACCUCCUCACACCUCUUCCCGACCCCCCGACUGCAUCUUGUACACUGUACAGUGUUUCUGUAUAUAGAGACUGACGCAUGUUUUCUCCAACAGAAUAUCAGAGUAUUUGAUUAUGAAGAGAUAUUAUAUGUAUAUUAAAGUAGAUAUCAUAUCUAGCAUCUGUUUAAUGCUCCACUGUCUUAUUAUCAUGUAAAGCUACAUACUGGCAACUAGUAAGCAGUAUAGCUGGGCAGUACUGUUUGGAGAAUAUGUUUAUUUGUGAAUGGGACAAGCUCAUGUGAGUUAUGUUAAGUACUAACAGUUUUAUUAUCGUUCAAGCUCACACAUAAAGAAAAAAAAUUAUGAUCAUACAUUUGGCUUUUAUGGCAGAUGUAUGUAAUUUUUACAUGUCAUCUUUUGAAUUUACUCUGGCACACUCAGAGGUGUUACACACUCCUUCACCCAAAGGUUUGAAAUAAUGACUGAUCUCUCUCUUUUAAAAAUGAUGCCUGUUUAAAUAAAUACUUCUCUUACUGCUGCCAGCUGUUAGGAAAUACUAACUGAAUGCAUUUCAAGUUUUAGCAAUGGUAUAAAACUGCCUGAUGUGUGUUUGAUUUGUAUUUGUCUCCAAAGAUUCUUAAUUUUAAGUUCAGCCACAUUAAACUCAACAAAAGUCUUAAUUUGAAGAUCUAGAUUUAAAAAGGUGUGUUUUGCAUUGGUCUGUUCAAGCAUUACAACAUUUGUUGUUUUUUUCUUUGUAUUUUUUUACAUUUUUGCCCCUUGACAAUUAUACAUUUCAUUUUUUAAAUCAAUCACUUCAAACUGUAGAAAUAUUUCAUGUUAGAGUUCAUCUGAUUGUGACUUUGGAUUUUCCACGUCACGUUGCCGUCUUGUGUUUAUCACAUUAGGUCCUUUGUUUAUUUAUGGAAAAUUCUGUUUUUUUUCUGUUUUUCUUGUGUCAUUGUUAAUAUCAUGGAUUUUUUAUUUAUUGUGUAUGAUAAAAACAUGUUUUUAAAAUAAAAAAUACAACAAAUGA
Molecule: messenger RNA, 3222 nt
Organism: Gymnodraco acuticeps
Lineage: Eukaryota; Metazoa; Chordata; Actinopteri; Perciformes; Bathydraconidae
Gene: rab4a
Product: RAB4a, member RAS oncogene family
Exons: 8
Coding region: 130-771 (213 amino acids)
Biological process (GO): Rab protein signal transduction; regulation of endocytosis
Cellular component (GO): endosome
Molecular function (GO): GTP binding; GTPase activity
Source: RefSeq, a predicted model, not a curated record